Messenger RNA from Schistocerca americana (American grasshopper), 1137 nucleotides. RefSeq lists its product as uncharacterized. The transcript is spliced from 3 exons. Bases 1 to 1137 code for a protein of 378 amino acids. Lineage: Eukaryota; Metazoa; Arthropoda; Insecta; Orthoptera; Acrididae. The record is from RefSeq and is a predicted model, not a curated record.
AUGUCACCGGCAGAGGGCGAGGAAGAAAAAGAAGAAGAAAACAAAGGCUACACUUUAGCCGAAAGGGGAAGACGCAGGAAAUGUCAUCAAGAGGGGAGUGAAAACAAUGAACGUCCCUUCGUGUUAGGGGCAAUGCACCCAACAGGAUCGAGACUUCGAGCAGGAGAGCAAACCACCUGGCUUUAUGUGGGACAACUCCAUCAAGACGCCACAGAGGAGGAAAUCAUCAGACUCCUCAAUGGACUGGGAGCAGCGGGAAAAACAGAGUGCGAUGAGCUGGAAACAAAGGGCCGCCUAAAGGCCUUCAAAAUUGGGGAGACUUUUGGCUUCCGCGAAAAAGCCAUACAGUCAAAACUAUGGCAAACAGGAGUGCUGGUGAGACAGUACCUUUUUUGGAGUAAGAGACCUGAAGCUGCCAGGUACGACGAGUGGGAGGAAAUUGCCAAGGCAUUUAACGUGUCAAGGAAGGAAUGUGAGGACAAGUGGCAUAAUUUAAAAAGCCAAUAUAGUCGCGAGUUAGCGAAACGGAAGAGCAGCAAAGGAAGUGGAAGUGCUACAAGCAAUGUGUACCACACUUCAUGGUAUGCUUUUGAAAGUAUGCAGUUCAUAAGAGACAAUUACAAACCACUCUCUCAUAGGAGCACACAUGAAGUAGUACCAGUCAUGGAAGCCCCAGCCAGAGAAGGAGAUGGUGAAGGAGAAGGAGAAGGAAGCAUUAGUUUCCCUUUCGACGUCACAGAAAUGGAGGAGGUGACAUUUGCCACGCCCCCAGAAGACAUUGUGGAAGUGGAAACCACUCCACUCAUCUCUGUGCCUCCACAUGAAAGUGGAUGUGCAACCGUGUCACCCUGUACCACUCCAAGUCCGAGUGGAAGUGGUAGAUCAAGUGCACUGAAGAGAGCCAGGAGAGACCUGGAUGAAGACCGAGAAGGUCUUUUACAGACCUUAAGAAAAGUUGGCGACAAUUUAGCAGGCAAGAAAAGGGACCAGUUUACCCACUUGGGUGACUUGGUCGCCAAUAAACUCAGAUUUCUGUAUGAAAAUGGCCAUACUACAAUUAUGGCAAGACUUGAGAACGGAAUCUACAGAUGUUUGCAGGAGGCAAACGAUGAACUAAUAAAUGCAAAUGCAACAUAA